This is a messenger RNA of Scophthalmus maximus (turbot), 5207 nucleotides long. RefSeq names its product major facilitator superfamily domain containing 14A2 (gene slc71a1-2). Bases 481 to 1782 code for a protein of 433 amino acids. The record is from RefSeq and is a predicted model, not a curated record. Gene Ontology annotation, biological process: transmembrane transport. Gene Ontology annotation, molecular function: transmembrane transporter activity. NCBI's taxonomy places the organism in Eukaryota, Metazoa, Chordata, Actinopteri, Pleuronectiformes, Scophthalmidae. The transcript is spliced from 13 exons. Gene Ontology annotation, cellular component: membrane.
UUUAGUUAGCUCGCUGCUAGCAGCUAGCUGUUACCCGGAGCUCACUGCCGAGCUGUUGUCAGCGUAGUAGCCGUAUCAGUAUAUUUCUUUACUUUUAACAGGUGCAACGAUGACCCUCUGACACCAAGAAUGGACAUAAGUUAACGAUGACGGGGGAGAAAAAGAAGAAAAAGCGGCUGAACCGCAGCAUUCUUCUUGCAAAGAAAAUUAUAAUAAAAGAUGGAGGAAGUCACAGCAAGCUGCGUCGGACCACUCGGCCAUCAAGAUUUCGCUUUCAACAUCCAGCCGUUGCAUCUAAUGGGCUUAGAUGCUCACGAGUCCAUAACAAAGUGUGAUCUCUAACUGUGAAGCUGGGUGUCAAUUCAAUGGAGAGGAAGUUGCAACAUCCGUGUGCCUCAGGGAAUCGGUGAGCCCAGUGUUUACCAUGCUGUGGUCGUCAUCUUCCUGGAGUUUUUUGCAUGGGGUCUCCUCACGACGCCCAUGCUCACGGUUCUACACCAAACAUUCCCCCAACACACAUUCCUGAUGAAUGGGCUCAUUCAUGGUGUCAAGGGCCUACUAUCAUUUCUUAGUGCUCCGCUGAUUGGAGCUUUAUCAGAUGUGUGGGGACGCAAGUCUUUCCUGCUGCUAACAGUCUUCUUCACAUGCGCGCCCAUUCCACUGAUGAAGAUCAGCCCAUGGUGGUACUUUGCAGUGAUCUCCAUGUCUGGCGUCUUUGCCGUCACCUUCUCCGUGAUCUUUGCCUAUGUGGCCGACAUCACGCAGGAGCAUGAGAGGAGCACAGCAUACGGCUUGGUAUCGGCAACAUUCGCAGCCAGCCUGGUCACCAGCCCGGCCAUCGGCGCCUACCUGUCCGUGGCCUACGGCGACACCUUGGUGGUGAUCCUGGCCACGGCCAUCGCCCUGCUCGACAUCUGCUUCAUCCUCGUGGCUGUGCCAGAGUCGCUGCCGGAGAAGAUGAGGCCAGCGUCGUGGGGAGCGCCGAUCUCCUGGGAACAGGCAGACCCCUUCGCCUCGCUGCGUAAAGUGGGCCAGGACUCCACGGUGCUGCUCAUCUGUAUCACAGUGUUUCUCUCCUACCUCCCCGAGGCCGGCCAAUACUCCAGCUUCUUCCUCUAUCUCAGACAGGUCAUAAGCUUCUCAUCAGAGACGGUGGCUGCCUUCAUCGCCGUCGUGGGGAUCCUCUCGAUACUCGCUCAGACGUUGGUGUUGGGGAUCCUGAUGCGUUCGAUAGGGAACAAGAACACGAUCCUGCUCGGCCUCGGAUUCCAGAUCCUCCAGCUGGCGUGGUACGGCUUCGGAUCUCAGCCCUGGAUGAUGUGGGCAGCUGGAGCUGUUGCAGCCAUGUCCAGCAUCACCUUCCCUGCAAUCAGCGCCAUCGUGUCCCGUAACGCAGACCCAGACCAACAAGGCGUCGUCCAGGGGAUGAUAACAGGAAUCCGAGGCCUCUGUAAUGGUUUGGGCCCUGCUCUGUAUGGUUUUGUCUUCUACUUGUUCCACGUGGAGCUGACUGACACGGACAGCUCUGAGAAAGGUGCCAAACUCAACAUGGCCAACCCCACUGAUGAGAGUGCCAUCAUCCCAGGUCCUCCCUUCCUCUUCGGCGCAUGCUCAGUGCUGCUGUCCCUGCUGGUCGCCCUGUUUAUCCCAGAGCACACGGGGCCCGGCGUGAGGUCCGGCGCCUACAAGAAGCACAGCAACGGCGCACAGAGUCACUCCCAUAGCCCCCAGGGCAGUGGGGCAGAGGGCAAGGAGCCUCUGCUGGAGGACAGCAGUGUAUAACCUCAGCUACGGGGGGGCAGACACCCUCAGUCCACCCAGAAAACCCCCCGCACAAAUGGACAAACACACACAUUUUAACCACAUGGACACACUCGCACCUCAGGCACACAUCAGACUCGAGUGCCCGCAAAGAGGUGUGCGCGUCUGUGUAUUUGUGUCCACAGCACAAGAGGUGGGCACUCGUUCCUUAGCAGCCCUGUUUUUUGUUUUUUUAAAGCAGGGUUAUUGUGAGGACUCUCAAAAGACCCUGUACAAAGAGAGUGUGUUGAGUAUUUCUCGGGCUGCAGUGGAAAGGUGUGUGUGUGUGUGUGUGUGUGUGUGUGUGUGUGUGUGUGUGUGUGUGUGUGUGUGUGUGUGUGUGUGUGUGUGUGUGUGUGUGUGUGUGUGUGUGUGUGUGUGUGUGUGUGUGUGUGUGUGUGUGUGUGUGUGUGUGUGUGUGUGUGUGUGUGUGUGUGUGUGUGUGAGACUUGGUUGAGCUUGGACCCUAAUCAUUGGUUUCUAUCAAAACAGUAACAGAGCGGAGCGCACAGCAGUUCGCCGCCCUCCUAGUGCAAAACAGAACCAGAAGUGAUUCGGUGUAGUGUGUGCGAGUGGGGGUUUAUCCCAAAUGAUCCUAAAUCCCUGUGUGAUUCCUCGUAUUCCUCCUUAGCCAGCGAAGUGUCCGCUGUCUGUCCGACAAAAGUGUUACAAACAGCUCGUCGGACGCUUCGUUUUUUGGUCUUGCACGAGUUUAACCUACUGUUCCGAUGCGACUGUAGCUCCGAGAGGGAAACGCUGUUCUUCUUCCCCUUAAUGCGGAAGCACAGUUGACUGUAACACCUGUGGGGGGAGCCUGUGCAGAGCAGUGACAGGACGGGACGACCAGUUCACAUAUUUAAAAAAAAAAGAAAGAAGAAAAAAAAAGCUUCGUAAGACCACACUUUGUUUGAUUAUCACACUUCCUACAGAGCGACGUGUGCGACUGAGACCACUUUAUUAGCUGAAACAGUUUUCUCAAUGUUUACUUGCCCUCCUCUUGAUUAGUAGUACAGUUUGGGUUGUAUAUUUUUCUGUUGAAACUGAAGGCUAGUCGUACUUCGAGUUUUUAAUUCAAGAAACAAAAUGUUGCCUUGAAGUGACUUUAAGAUAUAAAGAAACUAUAUAGAGAUAUAUUACGUAACCUGUAUGAAGACCGAGGUCUGAGACGGCUCUGUAAUCUUACGCUAUCGCUCCCAUCGGAGCCGUUACACACUUUUUAUUCCCCUUUUUUGUUUUAAUUUUCUUCCUGUUACUUAGUUUGCUGAUAUUUAUCACCGACGGGUUCAAGGCUUCUUCUACAGCGAUGGUUUUUAUUUCAAUAAAGCCUCUGGACCAUUGGGAGCCGGAGCGUCGCUAUCAGCAUGUCAGUGUCGGCACUGACUGUUAACACGGAGACUUUGACUUAAUAUCAUAAGGUUUAAAAAAUAAAAAUAAAAACUAAAUAUCAGUGUGGAAGUAAGUGAUGUAAUGUGGCGGACAAAGAUUUCGACAGCGGCGAUUGGAUAACAACGGUUUUCUGUUUAAGAUUCGGUCACCGCAGGAGCGCAGCACGACUCUCGGCCGACAAACGGCGGAUUGUAGAAAGUUCAGAUGUGAACUGAACUCGUUUGUAAAGUCACCAACUCGCAAUUGACAGGCUGCAGGUUCUCCACAAGGGGGAGCUAUUGGCUCACUGUAGGAGAGAUGGCAGCGGCAGCAGCAGGUCAGACCAGUAGAUAAAGGAGCGUUUGUCGCCUCCCACAGGCCAGGGGAGGAAUAGCUGCUUCGAUAUGAGCAGAUGUUAACAGCUGUAGAUUUUCAUUUAGCUAGUGUUUGAAUUUUUGUUUCUUUUUUUCAGACAUAAAAUGUAACAUUCAGUUUUAUAUUUAUCAAUCCUGACAAUUAUUGAAAUUAUAAUAAUAAUGCGCCCAUCCUAAAUCAACCAAAGCUAAUUACCAAAACAGAAUAUAAAUACAUAUGAUUUUUACCACACUCAAAGAAAACAACAAGAAAAAAUGUAAAGGUAUCAAUCUAACAACAGGAAUAAAAACAUGGAUAUAUUCAUUUUUAUUUUUUUUUCAUCCUUCAGUGAACACUAAACCUUCAGAUAGAAAUAGAAAAGGAAGACGUCAGGUUUUACACGACGUGACUCAGAUAAUCGUGAACUCGUCUAUAAAUAUGAUCCGGUGAACAUAAUAAAACUAAAUUCUAACGAAACGUGAAGGCAACAAUCAGUGUCUGGUCAUGAUUUACAAAAAUGACUAAUUUGAUAUUUUUUCCCCAGUGUGUCUGUGUCUGCGGACGUUAAGCUGCUGCUGUCGCUCUCCUCGUCACAGGGUCAGACCGAAGCCGUGUUCCUUUUUAUUCACGACUCAUAACAACUGGUCAAUUAUUCCCGAUCACGGUUUUUUCAACAGGUCAUUUAGAGAAAUGCCCCAAGUGCUUGUAAAUAACCAAAUUACACGCGGAUGUGGAUUAGCAGUAGCCUACGGUGGCUCUCACACUGUUUAACAUCUUUCGGAGGGGAAAUGUGCGUCUUGUAUUUUGUGCCAAAUUUUUUUGUCUUUUGUUUGCUUUUUCAUAAUGCGUGUGUCUGUGUGCUGGAGUGAUUUUGGAUUUUUUUUUGUUUUUGUUUUGUUUUUUCUCUUGUCUUAAUUUCUUUGGCUGAAGAUUUAAGUUUUAAUGCUUUUUUUUUAUAUAUACUUUUAAAAACUUCAGUCAAUUUUAGGAAAUCGUUUUCAAACAUUGUGGCUAGAUGGUGAAUUACUGAAUGUCCAUCUUGUGUUUUCAGUCUCGGUCUUCAUCCGAUAACAAGCAUUUCACCGUGGUUAGUUACAUUUGAUGAGCUCCGAGUCACUGGAAGUCGGAGGCCGAGCUGUGCAUGUUGAUAACACGCUCGACAUUUUGACUUACCUGUCGCACUGUUUUAUGAGUUCAGAGGGGGUGUCACUCAACCAGAGGCUGUUAUUGUUGAUUUAAUCGGAAUAUUCUUUUUUUUUUUUUUCCUCUUUCAAUUUAUUGGACCAACACGAUAAAUUCAGACCCUUAAUAAAUUGGUAAGAUUCUGCACCAGCCCCAUGUACCCUCGUACAGCUAUACACGCAGACGACUGUAAAUGUACAAAAAUCACCUGUACCGUACAGUAAAUGUAUAUAUUUAUUGCCCAAGGACACGACCACCUCUUGGGUCUGUUUGGUUGUAUUUGGUGCAAUUACUAUUAUUACUAUUAUAUAUUUCUCAAGACUUACCUGCUAGCCACUCCUGUUUUUAGUACGACGUGGUUUGUGGCCUGAACCCCCCUCUUUCUCUCUGUGUGCCUAAAUUUAGCCAAGAAAUGAGUAAAUGGCAACAUAAGUAAAUGGUGGUUAUUAUGUAAAUAUGGGAAACUAAUGACAAACUAUUUAUUAAAGGUUUAUUGUACAAUGAAA